UCCGGGGCGGAGCCAGGGAGGGCGGGAGUUUAGGCUGCGCUGACCCCUCAGCCCCCCUCCAGGAGACGUUCGGAGCCCGGGACAUGUCGGGAUUGAGGCGAUACGAAGUGGCGCUGGAGGCGGAGGAGGAGAUCUACUGGGGCUGCUUCUACUUUUUCCCCUGGCUGCGCAUGUGGCGGAGGGAGCGGAGCUCGGCGCACCCCCGGGAGCAGAAACUGGAGCCUCUGCGGGGACUGAUGAGCUGUCUGUCAAGCGGCCUGGGCCCAGCUCCCCAGCGCUCGGGUCGCGGCCUCCCCCGCCGUCCCCCCCCGCCACUGCCCAGCCCGCCGGUGCAUUAAAGAUUUAAAGCCACUUGCUGCCCUCCU
This is a messenger RNA of Talpa occidentalis (Iberian mole), 365 nucleotides long. RefSeq lists its product as uncharacterized. The transcript has 4 exons. Bases 84 to 338 code for a protein of 84 amino acids. NCBI's taxonomy places the organism in Eukaryota, Metazoa, Chordata, Mammalia, Eulipotyphla, Talpidae. The record is from RefSeq and is a predicted model, not a curated record.